Molecule: messenger RNA, 5080 nt
Organism: Amphiprion ocellaris (clown anemonefish)
Lineage: Eukaryota; Metazoa; Chordata; Actinopteri; Pomacentridae
Product: solute carrier family 41 member 1-like
Exons: 10
Coding region: 737-2092 (451 amino acids)
Biological process (GO): monoatomic cation transport
Cellular component (GO): plasma membrane
Molecular function (GO): monoatomic cation transmembrane transporter activity
Source: RefSeq, a predicted model, not a curated record
UCCGGCGUUCCCUGGUCAAAAUGAGGAAGGGGAUCCAGAGCGGUCAAGCUCACUCAGAGCAUCAGCACAGCAUCAAGGAGAAGGAGAGGGAGGUGUGGAGGGAGCAGGAGGAGAAGGAGUGGCAGCACAGGAGGGCCGAGAAGAAACUGCUAGCCUUCUGGAUGUCCUUGUCCCACAGGACCUGGACCUUCUUCAGGCCCCGCGAGAGACCGGCCUUCCAGAGGUCUGCCUCGGCCGCCCGGCUGCUCAAGAGUGAGGCGUGAGGAGGAAGUGUGUGUGUGUGGCUGGAGUGAAUGUAUGUGUGUGCAUGAGGGUCUGUCAGUAGCAGAGUGUUAGAGAGGCCUAACAGACCUGCUGUCAAGUGUGUGUGAGUGUGUGUGUGUCCAUUCAAGUGGAUGAAAGGUUCCAUUCCUCUGUCUCGUCCACCAUUUGCAAAAGUACUUUGUGUCGCUGCCCUGCCACCACUGGAGCGACAGGUGACGUUUAAUACAGGCCGAUUGAAUCCUUCUUUGCAGCAUUAUUAUUUGUUUUCACAAACCUACUUGAAAAAAAGGAGUUUUCAGACUAGAAACGUGACCCGUGACUUUUAAAAAAAAGCCUGGAUUGAGGUGAAGAGAACUUGGAAAUACCGUUGCCUGCUCUGGAUGUGACUUUUUCAGUCUAAAAGCCGACUUUGUGGCUCAGAGGAGCUCUUCGUCCCUUCUGAGGCCUCGACAUGGGUUAACAGGAAUUAGACAUGGUGGUGACCCAUCUGGCUCUGGAGCUGCGUUUCCAGGGGAAGAAACUGAGGGGCUUCACAUGCAAACUGACCCGCUCGACUCACGGCUUCCUGUCGGAAAAAUCGUGGACCAUUGCGGCGCAGGUUCUGCUGCCUUACCUGGUGUCUGGCCUGGGCAUGGUGGCAGCCGGGAUAGUCAUGGAUAUAGUGCAACACUGGGAGGUGUUCAGGGAGAUCUCAGAGGUGUUUAUCUUGGUGCCAGCCCUGGUGGGACUGAAGGGGAAUCUGGAGAUGACAUUGGCAUCCAGGCUGUCAACAGCAGCCAACACAGGGCAGAUGGAUGAGGCCCAGCAGCAGUGGAGGAUGGUGCUCUGUAAUCUGGCUCUCAUUCAGGUUCAGGCCACUGUGGUAGGAUUCCUGGCAGCGGUCUCAGCUGUGGGUCUCGGAGGUGUGACCAGGGGAAGGGUGGAUGCCGUCCAGGCUGCUGUCCUGUGUGCCAGCAGUGUCACCACUGCUUUUAUUGCUGCACUCUUUCUAGGUCUGGUGAUGGUGGCAGUGAUCAUCGGCUCCAGGAAAGCAGGAAUCAACCCAGAUAACGUGGCCACACCGAUAGCCGCCAGCCUCGGAGACCUCAUCACUCUGUCUGUGCUCGCUGGGGUCAGCAGCCUCUUCUUCUGCUACAGAGACAUGUGGUACCUGCCUGCUGUGGUUUGUGGCUUCUUUCUGCUCCUUAUCCCAGCGUGGGUCACUAUUGCCAGCCAAUCUCCACCAAUCAAAGAGGUCCUGAAGUCAGGCUGGCAGCCAGUCAUUUUGGCAAUGACCAUCAGCAGUAUUGGUGGUCUGAUUCUGGAUAAAACUGUGAGCAAUCCAAACUUUGAAGGAAUGGCAGUGUUCACUCCAGUCAUCAAUGGUGUUGGGGGAAACCUCGUGGCCAUCCAGGCUAGCAGGAUGUCGACUUACCUCCACUACUGGAGCGUUCCUGGAGCUCUUCCAAAUAAAAUGAAUGCAAACUGUCCUGGACCGUGUGCUACGUUCUGCUCUUCAGAUGUGAACUCCAGGUCAGCCAGAGUCCUGCUCUCCCUCGUGGUCCCGGGUCACCUGCUCUUCCUGUACACCAUCCACCUGCUCCAGGGAGGCCACACUGCCAUGAUGCCCAUCUUCAUCAUCUGCUACCUGUUUGCAGCUCUGCUCCAGGUGGUGAUUUUGCUCUACGUGGCCGGCCUGAUGGUGCGCUGGCUGUGGCGAAAGGGUCUGGAUCCGGACAACUUCUCCAUCCCCUACCUCACAGCUCUGGGUGACCUGCUGGGGACGGGCUUCCUGGCUCUGAGCUUCAGACUGCUUCUGUUGGUUAAUUCUACUGGGAUAGGAGUUUGACACAGAUAUGUGGCCCUGCACACCAUGAAUGCUUCAUAUAUGCAAGCAGCUGAAACACAUUGAAAAGAUGACUGGGAUUAAUAGGAUGGUGAGGAUAAGAGAAGACAGGAGGUAAGUAUAUCAUUGUAUUUGAGCCUUAAUACUGAGCAGGUGAUGGUACAGUUUGACAACAGAAAAAUAUGUUUUGCAGUCACGUUAUUAUAAUGCACAGAAUUGUUGAAUUCUAGCAAACACGAUUAAUGUCUACGUGCUUGUUGGCUAUUAUCUGUUUACCGUAGUAACCUCCCUGUCCGCUUUACUGUUUUAUUCUCUGAUUCUGUACUUUGUGUGCUCUGGAACCCUUUAAGAUCUGACCACUGUGUUGCUCUUGCUCUGUAAAACUUUGUGUUCUAGUGUGCCAAGCUCAGCACUAAAAUAUGUUCAGACAGACUGUGAAACAAAUGUUAAAGGCAGCACAACUCCACUGAGAGAAAUCUGAGCUAGUAGGUGCAGAAAACUUUGAACAUGAAUCUGUUCUAUAAAAGUUCUGGUGACAUCAGUCAGAGGCUAAAAGUCUGGUACUUUGGCAUGCUGCAACUAGUACAGAUUCUAAACAUAGGAGAGUGAAAACUAAUCAGUAAAUCUUGAAGAAGUCAACAGCUCUUUUAAGUAUUUUAUGUAAUAUUUCAAUCAUAUUUACUAUUAUUUACUUCAUGUCUAUUUGAUGAAACCAUUCAUUAAACAAUGUUAAUCAUCUUCACUGAAUUGGAAUACUGUGAGUCACUGAGGAAAGACAACAAUUCUUAGCACUUUCAUUGCAUCCUCUGUUGUCAAAAUCAUAAGGAACCCUGCAGCGAUCAUGUUCAAAUAAACAGCAACCUAAAUCUACAAAAAAAUGGCCGUAACCCAAAGUAUUAUUCAAUUUUGCACUUCAGAACGUCAGCAAACAGCACAUAGUUCAGAACUAAAAUACUUUAAUUUCCUGUUUGUUGGGUUAAAAGUGCUUCCUUCUGGCCAUGGCCUCUGAUCUGUGCUGGUUUGUGCUCCUGGGCUUCCAGGAUUUUGAGGGGAAUCUCAAAAACAGUUGUAGAUAUAGCUGACGUUAUGAGCAGAUUUCCCAGACAGUGAGUAAGCCAGCAGGUUCUAUAUGAAGAUGGUUAGCUGUGGUAAUAAUCAGGUUAAUGUCAACUCUGUGCUACACUGCAAACCUUAUACAUGAACUUGACUAAGUGUCUGAGCAGCCAAAACUGUUUGUAGAACAACAGUACAGUAUUCAUUGUAAACUCAGGCUAAUUUUCCAGUCAUCCAUUAUCUGUAUACCACUUUAUCAUGUGUAGGCUAAUGGAGGGGCUAGAGCCUAUUCCAGCUGACAGCUGCUGCCAAAGGACAGGUUAAAUCCAUCACAGAGAGACAGGAACACUCACAAAUAUUGACAAUUUGGAAUCACCAAUUAUUGACUUGUGAAAACCCACACAGGCACAUAGAAACAAGUUUCAUGGGUAGUUUACACAGGAGUACCUGUACCCUGUUAGGUUUGUGAGACAGUCACCAGCUUCCUGAUUUCUUUCUCGACACCAUGAGGGUCAUAAGUACACCCCACAACUAACUGCUCAAAGAUCAGGGGUAAGUUAGUUAUCUUCUGCUGGAGUUAGUAGAGGUAUACUGGUGGGUCCCUGUUCACGAUUACAACCGUUGUGGGGUUUUUAGGGAAUUAAUUCAGUUGAUAAUUGAGGGAAUGGCUUCAAAUGUGGAGAGUUUUUUAUUCAGGCUUAUUCAGGGUCUGCAUUAACAAGCAGCUUCAGAACAUUAUAAGAAAGAAAUUGCUGAUAGGAAACAGUGUUAAAGUUUUUAUAAGAGGGGAGCUGAUUGGGGCUGGAGUGCUUUAGGGGCAGUUUGUUUGGAGCCCUUUUAAUUUAACUUUUCAAAAGCAGAAGGAUGGAAGUGGAGACAAAAUAACUAGAAUCCAUCUGAAAUGAUGUACUCCAUUUUUCACAUUUGGCUGAAAUUGUGGUACCUUGAAGGACUGAGCUGGUUGAGAUGAUGACGUUAAAGCGAAUAAGAGCAGAAAAAGCCCAGAAAUGGAGAGUAGAAGCAAAUUAAAACCUUUAUGGAACAUAGAAUGCAUUUUGUUUGCACCAAUGAACUUAUUCUUUGUGUGGUAAUCCAUAAAAUGUCAUUUAUUUACUUCCAAAACAAGCUUUCUGUGCUCCAAAUAUCACACUCAGGACUGAGGCUCAAAUAUAACAAUGUCUGAAAACGGGUUAACUAGCGACACCGUGAACUUACUUUGCACUUCGUUCUCCAUAUUUGCCAGCUCACUGUGGUCAAUAUGUGUACACUGUUCACUGACUUCUAUAUCAGCAGCACCCAGCUUGGCUUUGUAGAAACAACAUCCCUUCAGAGUGGAUGCAACUGUAAUAACUGUCUACACAUCUGUACACCUAUUGUCAGCUCUUAAAUGUUAGAUGGCAAAUGAUUGUAUUAAGGCAAUAAUAACGUAUAUUAUUCAAUGUAUAUUAACAGAAAUCAGACACUACACAGUCUGGAUGAAUGUUAGAUUUCAUCGUGUUUAUUUUAUGUAGAUUUGUGCCUUUUAAACCGUGAUCAGCCUUCCGUUGGUCUUGCUAAAUUUUUACGAGAUAUUUUAUUUUUUUGUGCAGCACAGUGCCACUGAACGUAGCCUGUUGUAUUUAACCGUCUCUGUGUUAGUAUGUGUUCCAGGUAUCGACGACACAGAUGUUUCUUUGUGCUAUUUUUGUGAGGAAAUUAUUUCGUAUGCAUCUCUCUGUAUGGGGCCUUUUCAACGGUAUGAUAUGCACUUUUAGAAAGGUGCUCAUGACCAGGAAGCAGCUUUAGAAUACAGUAAUAAUCCUAUUUUCAUCAAGCUUGACUGGAUUUUGUAGUGCUGUCGCAUUUGUAAAAACUUCUAGAUGACAUCUUUACAGCCAUGAUUUGUCGUUUCAAUAAAAGAAUGACGUGUAAGUCAUGACUGCUGUAUCCUAAACAGAA